AUGUCUGCCUCAGAACAAACUUUCAUUGCUAUCAAGCCCGAUGGAGUCCAGCGCGGACUUGUUGGCCCUAUCAUAUCCCGCUUCGAGAACCGCGGAUUCAAACUUGCUGCCAUCAAGCUCGUCACGCCCUCAAAGGAGCACCUCGAGAAGCAUUAUGAGGAUCUCUCUAGCAAGCCUUUCUUCAACGGCCUCGUCAGCUAUAUGCUGAGUGGCCCCAUCUGCGCCAUGGUCUGGGAGGGCCGUAACGUCGUCAAGACUGGCCGUACCAUCCUUGGGGCAACAAACCCGGCGGACUCUGCACCGGGCACUAUCCGCGGUGACUACGCAAUUGACGUGGGUCGCAAUGUCUGCCACGGAUCCGACAGUGUCGAGAGCGCUAAGAAGGAAAUUGCCCUUUGGUUCAAGCCUGAGGAGCUCGUGAAGUAUGAGCAGAGCCAGGCCAACUGGAUCUACGAGUAG
Molecule: messenger RNA, 459 nt
Organism: Paracoccidioides brasiliensis Pb18
Product: nucleoside diphosphate kinase
Exons: 7
Coding region: 1-459 (152 amino acids)
Biological process (GO): CTP biosynthetic process; GTP biosynthetic process; UTP biosynthetic process
Molecular function (GO): nucleoside diphosphate kinase activity
Source: RefSeq, a predicted model, not a curated record